Molecule: messenger RNA, 606 nt
Organism: Ostreococcus tauri
Lineage: Eukaryota; Viridiplantae; Chlorophyta; Mamiellophyceae; Mamiellales; Bathycoccaceae
Product: unnamed product
Exons: 1
Coding region: 1-606 (201 amino acids)
Source: RefSeq, a predicted model, not a curated record
AUGCGCGACCCGCACGUCGUCUUGGGCGUCGACGCCGACGCCGAUGCCGAGGUCGUCAAGCGCGCGUUUCGCGCCAAGGCGAUGACCUUACAUCCCGACGUCGCCGGCGCCAGCGCGUGCGAGGAUAAGUUUAAGGAGCUUCGCACGGCGUACGACGUCAUGUUGAAAAAACUCGGUUCGGCACCGGACGCCUCGGCGGACGCGUACGGACCGGGGAUGCGGGCUCGAAUGGACGCCGCGCGAGCGUGGCGAGAGCGCGCGGGGCUGUCGUCGAGCGAACCGAUGGCGAGCGCGCGGGAGCGGAGCGAGCAGAGGAACGCGCCGAAAGCGCGAGGCGCGGCGUUCGAUGACGAGGCAAAGAAAACGCUUGAUGAGCUCUUGGAGGAGCGUAGACGGGCGAUGCGAGCGAAUACAAUGUCCAGUGGGUUUGUCGAACGGGCGGGCGGGCGGGGAGGGAUGUUGUCGGGUCGAAUAGGUUGGUCGUCUUCGGCGCCGUUGGGUUGGCGGUUGCCGUCGUUUCGCGCGAAGGGUGCUUCACAUUCAAGAGGAGAAGCGGCGCGCGAGCGAAGCGGCGUGAACGUCAGUAGUUUGCAUUAUUUACACUAG